ACUGCAGCUGCCGCCGCGACCUGCGAUUCGCCAGCGCACAUUCUACACACGGCCCAAAGGUUCACGCUCUUUCAAAGACCGCCUUUUUACGCCUUUGUUUUCUGAGACGCUUGAAGAGAUUGGUGAAUCAGACUUACAUGGUAAGGAAACCAGUUUUUAUGGGAACGUCAAAGAGGAAAGAGAUUAAGUAGGUCAUCCAUACUGUGACGAAAGUGCGGCUGAGGUUAGAUAGCUGUAUUUCCCCCAUAGCCCUCUUCCUCCCACCGCCGUCACCGAAGCGGAUGAAAACAAACAGUAACGAUGGCGGCGCCGGGAAGCGACCGGCUGCUGGGGUGAAGGCAGGAGUGAUCACUUGAGCUGUGAGGGAAGCCCUGAAGAGCGCCUGUAGACGUGAGUGCGACAACUCGCGCAGUCUUGGGAACGAAACUCCCGGGGCCUGCGAGCCACGAGGCUCCUGAGGCGUGAGGUAUUAUCUGCGACCCGUGCUGUCAGUGCAGCUCCGGAGCGCGGAGCUCUCAGCCAGGAGGCGCAGCUGGCCGGCCCCAGGCCCCGGCCUCCGUAAUGAGAGCCCCGAGCCACUCUCUGUGUCGCAACUUCACAGAUUCCUAUAGGCAAUGGAAACUGAUCUCAAUUCCCAGGACAGAAAGGACCUGGACAAGUUCAUUAAGUUUUUUGCCCUCAAGACUGUCCAAGUGAUUGUCCAGGCUCGACUGGGCGAGAAGAUUUGUACUCGUUCAUCUUCUUCCCCAACGGGUUCAGACUGGUUCAAUUUAGCAAUCAAAGACAUCCCAGAGGUUACGCAUGAAGCAAAGAAGGCGCUGGCAGGGCAGCUGCCUGCUGUCGGGAGGUCUAUGUGUGUGGAGAUCUCACUCAAGACUUCUGAGGGAGAUUCCAUGGAGCUAGAAAUCUGGUGUCUGGAAAUGAAUGAAAAGUGUGAUAAAGAAAUCAAAGUUUCCUAUGCCGUGUACAACAGACUGUCAUUGCUACUGAAGUCUCUCCUUGCUAUAACUAGGGUGACACCAGCUUACAGACUGUCCAGGAAACAAGGGCAUGAAUAUGUCAUAUUGUAUAGAAUAUAUUUUGGGGAAGUUCAGCUGAAUGGCUUAGGAGAAGGUUUCCAGACAGUUCGUGUUGGGACAGUGGGUACCCCUGUGGGCACCAUCACUCUUUCUUGUGCUUACAGAAUUAACUUGGCAUUCAUGUCCACCAGGCACUUUGAGAGGACCCCACCUAUCAUGGGGAUUAUUAUUGAUCACUUUGUGGACCGUCCCUAUCCCAGUUCCUCGCCCAUGCAUCCCUGCAAUUACAGAACCGCUGGUGAGGACACUGGAGUAACAUAUCCUUCUGUGGAAGAUUCUCAAGAAGUGUGUACCACCUCUUUUUCCACCUCCCCUCCAUCCCAGUGUGUGUUUACUGUCACAAAGGCACAUUUUCAGACCCCUACUCCUGUGGUGACGGACACUCUGAGGGUCCCCAUGGCAGGACUGGCCUUUUCCCAUCAACUCUCAAGCUCUCGCCUUUCCUGUCAGCCUGCUGCCCUGGGCGUUGGAUCAGCUGACCUGGCUUGUCCAGCAGUGUUUGCUGCCGGCUUAAACACCACACACCCUUACCAGCUAAUGGUUCCCGGGAAGGAAGGUGGGGUACCCCUUGCUCCCAACCAGCCUGCCCACGGUGCCCAGGCUGGUGACCAGGAGAGACUGACAACCUACACCCCUUCUGAUGGGGCCCACUGUGCUGCCACACCUUCCAGCAGUGAGGAUACUGAAACUGUGUCAAACAGCAGUGAGGGACGGGCCUCCCCCCAUGAUGUCUUGGAGACCAUCUUUGUCCGGAAAGUGGGGGCUUUUGUCAACAAACCCAUCAACCAGGUGACCCUGACCAGUUUGGACAUACCCUUUGCCAUGUUUGCUGCCAAGAAUUUGGAACUGGAGGAUGUGGAUCCCAUGGUGAAUCCUCCAGAUUCCCCAGAGACUACAUCUCCUCUUCAGGGCAGCCUGCACUCUGAUGGCUCCAGUGGGGGCAGCAGUGGCAAUACCCAGGACGACUUUGUCAUGAUCGACUUCAAACCAGCUUUUUCUAAAGACGACAUUCUUCCGAUGGACCUGGGGACCUUCUAUCGUGAAUUUCAGAACCCCCCUCAGCGGAGCAGCCUCUCCAUAGAUAUCGGGGCACAGUCCAUGGCUGAGGACUUGGACUCACUACCAGAGAAGCUGGCUGUGCACGAGAAGAACGUCCGAGAAUUUGAUGCCUUUGUAGAAACCCUGCAGUAAAAGUUGGUGUCCUCGAGUACCAGCAGCAUCCCCUUUUUGUGGUCCCAGGAGACAGAGAGCCUCCCACUCGUCAGCUGCUCCCAUCCCUUGUCCCGCUUCAAGCCAGGUGGAGGGGAGGCUGGUUCCCCCAUGGGGACCCAGAAGUCCCUGCUCUUGCACUCCUGGACACUCACAGCAGCAGUGAAGGCCAGUGAUAGCAUUUGAGAGGACUCACCCUCUGACCU
Messenger RNA from Lipotes vexillifer (Yangtze River dolphin), 2494 nucleotides. RefSeq names its product autophagy related 13 (gene ATG13). NCBI's taxonomy places the organism in Eukaryota, Metazoa, Chordata, Mammalia, Artiodactyla, Lipotidae. The transcript is spliced from 18 exons. Gene Ontology annotation, cellular component: Atg1/ULK1 kinase complex; cytosol; phagophore assembly site. The record is from RefSeq and is a predicted model, not a curated record. The coding region runs from base 615 to 2270 and encodes 551 amino acids. Gene Ontology annotation, biological process: piecemeal microautophagy of the nucleus; mitophagy; autophagosome assembly.